GGCAUGGCGAGUGAGUUUUCUCCUGAGCUUCAAAAUCAGUUGAUUCAACAAAUCAGCUCUGACAUAAUCAAAGACGGCGAACGAAUAGAUUUAAAACAAUGCUUAAAUUUAACAGCCCAUACAAAUCCAACGAUGAGUGGAUCGCAAUACUACGACUAUCCAGUUUUAUCCAAUUCUGUAACCGAUGUAACCAGACCGCACAUCCCUGGAUCAAAUCUUUCUCAGUCGCUUACUUUGAAACAACUUUCACUGGUCAAAAAUGUGCCCAUACCUGCUGAUAUUUUGAGCGAGUUUCCAAGAAUGCAAGCUCAUUGUGUCUCCGGGUUUUUCCCAUUGAUUUCAAGAGCAUGGAUUGCCAUUGACAAUACUUUGUACAUAUGGAACUAUUUAGAUGGAUCAGAUCCAACGUUUUUUGACGGAGUGAGUGAGACAAUACUUACAGCCUUGGUCGCUAAACCGAAAAGCAUCAAAAUCAACAAUGCAGUUUUCCAGAAUGUUCUCGUUAUUUGCACUGCUUCGGAAAUCAUAAUCCUUGGGCUCAAUUUGAAGGUUGUCGAUGAGUUGUCUAACGAAAGUCACAUGAAAACCGAACUUGUGCUGCACACCGAACCCCUUUUCCGAAUUUCAACAGACAGUUGUAUUUUCACUUGUUCAGUCAAUACUAAACUUGGGCGCAUAUUUCUUGGCGGAUCUGACGGAGCUUUACACGAAGUUGAUUACAAACCUAGCGCCGGCUGGUUUUCCGGAACAAAGUGUUGGAAAAAUAAUCAUUCGAAGUCGACCCUAUCGUACGUUGUUCCACUUGUUUCGCCCUUUUUAUCUGCGUCAGCCGACGAGGCUUUGGUUCAACUCGAAGUCGACGAAGGAAGAAAUUUGCUGUUUGCCCGAACUGACAAGGGCGCUCUUCGUCUUUUUGAUCUAGGUGCGAGUGGAAACGAAUUGUACAGGACAGCUGCAAUGAGUAUUCAAACCAUUCAGAACAAUGCUAGUGCAAUCACGCGAAGUGUAGAUAGAUCCAAUUUUAAAAUCAUAUCUCACAUAGCUGUAAUACAUCGAAAUGAAAGCGAGCAUCUCAAUUUACUCAUGACUACCAGUACCGGAGCUAGAUUGUAUUUUACCGUGAAAGGCUUUAACUAUUCGCACGACACUAGGCCGUAUAUGCUGGCGCUCGUACACGUACGUUUGCCUCCGGGUUUCACGUCAUCAUCAAGAGAUAAACCUUCAAAUGUUGGACGGACUGUUCACGUUCGAGGCACUACACUAAUGUGUUGUUGUUCUGACGGAGAUAAUGAAACGCUUUGGUGUAUAUCAAACGAUUCCUUUGGACCACAAGUUCCACUAAAAGAAUCUUACACGCGUGUAGACUUAGAUCAGUUAACUUGGGACAUGAUUAAAUUGAACCAAAACCAGCAAGUUCUAGCGCCACGAUGUUCUAGUCUUGUUGAACAAUUCUUCGAGAGUCGACAACAGUUUGCCAUGUUAAACGCUACCAGCACGCUAUUGGUUGAAAAGUUGAGACCUGUUGAUCAACUGCGAGAAUUAUUGUUAGAAAACUCGGGUCCAGAUAACGAGCAAGUCCAGAUGUUUUUCUCUUCGCUGUUCAAACCGGCUGAAGCAUGCGUGAUGGCUCUUCUUUUGGCAGCUGACGACAGCUCGACGUUCGUCCACGUAGCUAAUUGGGCAAUACAAGCUAUGAUUUUAUACGGGAACGAGCCUAAGUUUUCAGGAAUACGCAACAACCCGACUUCGCUAGAGCAAAAUGUUUCUGGAGUUCAAGAUUUCACUUUCAACCCUCGGUUUGUUUCAACGUCUACUAAAGUUAGCACAUCUCCCAACAAUAUGACUCACACAUUGGGUUCUUUUAUUUAUUCGGACAAGUUUUUGGGAACUUGUCUGUUUGUUUCACGAGUUCUGAGGUUCACUUGGGAGUUUCCGUUGCUGAAAGAGACUCUGAUACUGAAUUCGAAAGUACCAGCUCUACAAUUUAGGUGGACAAAGCCGCAGAUCUUGGAAGUCCUUCGUAGAUUACGAUACCUCAACAGUCUGUUUCCUAAAUUAUUUGACCCCUCUGUUCAUUCAUCGGCAGCAGCGCAACGGGUCUCGCAGUUUCAAGUUUCAGCAGAGGCGCUCAAAAUUGAGCUAGAUGCAGUUGACCAUUUGCGACUGAUUUGUACGAAGUCUGAAGAGUUGCUUGCUUUCCUAAGCAUUUUGAUGGAUUACAAUGUCGAGGAAAUGCUCGCUGGUCUUAGUGGACCCCUGAAGCAGCAGUUACGUGAUCUGAAGUUCCGUGAUUUCAUUUCAACUGACAAAACAGAUGUUACAUCCCUUCUAUGUGUGACAGUUUUUGGCAGACUCAUAUCUGAGAAUGUUAAAACGGAUCCACUGAUCAACAAGUUGCGUGAAAUAUGUCCGACUGUGUUCAGCGCCGAUGACGCUAUUUGUGUCCAAGCUAAUGAUCUUCUGCAAAACGGACUGAAGGCCCCGAAUCCCGACAGUCAAGAUCAUUUCUUGUACGAAUCUUUAGAGUUGUUCAAACAAGUAGCAAAUGUUGUCGAUUUGGUACAAGUUUGUGGCUACUAUCAGCAAGUUAAUUUCUGUGAAGGUAUCGUAGAUUUGUGUCUGUGUGCAGCGGCAAAACGAGAUCCCAAAAAUUUGGGUCUGAUUUAUUAUCGCAACAUGCAACCAGUCGAUGAUCUAAUUGGGCGGCAAUUGUUCAAUACAUGUCAGGAAUGCUACCAGUGCAUAUUGAAAAUGGUACAUUAUUACCAUUCAGUGAUAGAAAAUGGAGGUAGCGUUGCUUCUGAAAGUUCUGUCGUCCCUGGAAAUCUAACUGCUCACGAAGCGAGAUCAUUCUUCGACGGUGUCAUUUCCGAAUGUCUCGCUAAAGACGACGAAUUGCUACACUACGCAGUGUUUCAUUGGUUACUCAACAGAGGCUUGUACGAUACAAUUUUGGAAAAUGCGAAUGUAAGCUUAGAAUACGUUCUCACGUCUCAAUGUAGAACUAGCUCUGAUAGAGAACUAAUCGUGUUGCUGGAAUUACUGUGGAAGUUUUAUGAGAAGAACGGCCAGUACGAACAAGCGGCUCAAAUAUUAUGCAGCCUUGCUGGCCGAAGAAGCACCUUUGUUAAUCUCGGUCAAAGAGUGAACUACCUUGGAAGGGCGCUAGUUAGUGCUAAGAGUUCAUCUCCGAAAGUUAUGAACCCAGAAGUUAGUCCAGAGCUGAUUAAGGAGAUCGAAGACCAGCUGGAGGUUGCGCAAGUUCAAGUUAAGGUAGUUAAUGCAGUGAGGGCAGCUAAAACUAUUCUGUCUGGUGAUAAAGAAGAUGUAAUUAGUUUACUAAAUUCAGAGUUGUUCAAUUUGACUAGUCUUUAUUCGGACUUUGCAUGCAGUUAUAGUUUAGCAGAAUGCAAACUUGCAUGCAUUGUAGUUGCAGGCCAUAACGAUCCGACCAAGAUACAGUUUAUAUGGACAGAAUUGAUUGACAAUCUGUUCAAAGAUUUCAUCUCGGAGAGGUCCAAGGAUCCCCAAAGCACUGGAACUUCAGUCGAGGCAUUGUCAUCUCGGUUUUCGGCAAUUGCGAAAGAUUACGUAGAGAAAAACGAGCAGUAUUUACCGCUGAACACAAUUAUAAACCACAUGGAAAAGCGAUCCUGUGAGCUCAAAUUAGGAGUGAGUUGGAUAUUUUUGCUUUUAUUGCAACUUGGAUUGGAACAUAGCGUACUGAUGCUUGUGUAUACUGAAUUGUGGAGUAAUAAAGAGAAAAUAUGGAAGAUGUUAGGAGAACCGUAUCAUUUGUUGUCUGUUAUCGACGCUCUCAUUAGACAUUUCUUGGAUACUGCUAUGGCUUCGGGAGACCAGAAAUUGACCAGUUCUGGGCGAUCGACGUUCUUUGAAGUGAUGUCACCUUUUGUCUCCAAAGAACUAGUGAAAUUGACCUCCAUGUCUUCGAGUGACCCUGCGUGUAAAACUUUGAUUGAUAGUUUGAAAAAGUCGCUUCAUAAUGCAGAAAGACUGGCGAUGUCCUGAUUCAAAUUUAACGAAGAUUAUUCGAAUUUUGAUCUUGUGUUGUGUUAAUGUUUGCUUCAAUAAUUAAAUGUUUCAGUUAUAGUUCCGAUCAAGAAAGUGGCAAGGAAUUUUGUUUUCAGGUGUUUUAGUUUUUUAAUUUUUUUCCACGCAAAAUCAGAUGCCACAAUCAACGGAAUGGGUGAAUUAAUAUAUCAUACAAAA
Symsagittifera roscoffensis is the source of this 4230-nucleotide messenger RNA. Its product is annotated as nuclear pore complex protein Nup155-like. Gene Ontology annotation, cellular component: nuclear pore; nuclear pore inner ring. Gene Ontology annotation, biological process: protein import into nucleus; protein localization to nuclear inner membrane; transcription-dependent tethering of RNA polymerase II gene DNA at nuclear periphery. Lineage: Eukaryota; Metazoa; Xenacoelomorpha; Acoela; Convolutidae. The record is from RefSeq and is a predicted model, not a curated record. The transcript has a single exon. The coding region runs from base 4 to 4029 and encodes 1341 amino acids. Gene Ontology annotation, molecular function: structural constituent of nuclear pore.